AUGCAGUUCUUAAGCUUGAAUUUGCUUCUUCUCCUCCCUUUUGUGGCGGGUGACCUUGCUCCACAGCCUGAGCCACUGCGCGCUGGGCCCAGCGACGUUGUUCCAGGCCAAUAUAUCGUCACUUUGAAAGAGGGCCUCAGCUCGGCGCAGAUCAGGGACCACAAGAAAUGGGUCAACUCCGUGCACCGGGCUAACCUUGACAGCUUUGCCGCUGGCGCUAGCGGAGUAGAGACCGAGGGUAUCAUGAAGCAUUUCCAUAUCCACAACCUGAACAUGUACUCCGGCGGUUUUGACGAGAAGACGGCGGAAGAACUUAGCCGCAACCCAUACGUCAAAUCGGUGCACCCGGACCAACACGUCUACCUCGCAAAGACGGUGACGCAGCCACAGGCACGCUGGGGCCUGGGCUACAUGUCCAGCAAGGGCAAGCCGGUCCCGCUGCACAGCACACUUGUAGACUACCUGUACGACGACAAGGCCGGAGAGGGUGUGUGGGCAUACGUCCUCGACACCGGUAUCAAUGUCAACCACGUCGAGUUCGAGGGACGCGGCAUCCUGGGCCACAACGCCAUCCCGAACAAACCACAUACUGACGAGUUCGGCCACGGGACGUACGUGGCGGGUAUCAUCGCCGGGAAGACAUACGGCGUUGCGAAGAAGGCGAACGUUGUGUCCGCAAAGGCCUUUGACACUGGCUCCAGCACGUACAACUACAUUCUUGAGACGUACGACUGGAUCGUCCGGAACAUAACCGACUCCAACCGUAAAAACAAGGCAGUUAUCAACCUCAGCAUCUCCGGCGCCAAGUACCAGCCCUUUGACGACGCCGUGGAAAACGCCUUCAAGGCCGGCAUCACCACCGUGGUAGCCGCCGGCAACGAUGGCAAAGACGCAAAGAACAACACCCCGGCCUCGUCACCUAACGCCAUCACCGUCGGCGCAGUCCGCUGGGAGAACACCCGCCCCAGCUUCUCGAACUACGGCAAGAUCGUGGACAUAUGGGCGCCCGGCGAGCUGAUCAAGUCGUGCUGGAAGGGCAGCAAUACCGCUACGUCCACGCAGUCAGGCACAUCCGCCGCGAGCCCUCACGUCGCCGGCCUGGUCGCCUACCUCAUGAGCUUCGAGAACCUGCCCUCUCCGUCGGCCGUGACCGCGCGAGUCCUCAACCUGACUAUCCCCAAUCUAGUCAAGGACGCAAAGGACAGCCCCAACCGCGUUGUCUAUAACGGCAUCCAGGAGCGCAAGUUCACGCUGCCUAAGGACUACUAA
This is a messenger RNA of Nannizzia gypsea CBS 118893, 1269 nucleotides long. Its product is annotated as oryzin. The transcript has 5 exons. Gene Ontology annotation, biological process: proteolysis. Bases 1 to 1269 code for a protein of 422 amino acids. NCBI's taxonomy places the organism in Eukaryota, Fungi, Ascomycota, Eurotiomycetes, Onygenales, Arthrodermataceae. The record is from RefSeq and is a predicted model, not a curated record. Gene Ontology annotation, molecular function: serine-type endopeptidase activity.